AUGACAGACAUUGAGGAAUUGCAUCUGCCAGAUGCGGAGACAAUCGCACAGCGCCUGCGACAGGAUCAACAAGCUUGUCGAGACAGAAAAGUGCCCAGCAACCUGGCAAUCCAAUUAUCAUCUGCUUCAGAUGAUUUAAUUGACAAAAUAGCCUGGCAUAUCACGCCGCACAGCAAAGUUUCAAAAGCAUUGCGGUCGUUUAGAUGCAAGAGCAUUGUGGAAGGCAUCAAGACCUACCUAGGCCAGUUGGAAUUUAUGACCAAAUCUGAGACCGAGAAACAUACUUCCAUGGAUAGUAUGCAUGUACCAACAUCAGAUGAGUUUGAAACAACUUUCAAAGUGCUAGACUAUCUUCAAAAACACAAAGUGGUUGCUCCAACAGCGCCUCUAUCUGAGGUUCUUGUUGCCUUGCAAGGCCAACUCUCAAUGGAUAACAAUACUCGAUACAGACAACAUGAACGAUUCGAGAGAUACGAUGCGCCAAAAGGCUCGGAUAUGAAGAAAAGAUGCUACAUAUGUCGAUACCGUUUCACGCCCACCGAUUCUCACGAACUAUACCCCUCACUAUGUCGUCAAUGCGGCAUGUUCAAUGUCGGCUGCUCAAAUCUCUCGCUACCGGAUAAGCUCAAUCUCAAUGGAAAAAUCGCUCUCGUUACCGGCGGAAGAAUAAACUUGGGUUACUCCACUGCAUUGAGACUCCUCCGCUGCGGAGCCAAAGUUAUCGUCUCAUCUCGGUAUCCAGCCGAUGCAGCAACCCGCUAUUCCACAGAGCCAGAUUUUGCUGAAUGGGAGAAAAGACUGAAAGUGGUCGGUGCAGACUUCAGAACUGCAUAUGAUGCUUUUCGACUGGUGCAUAUUGUCAAACAAUUACUCUUUGCUUGGGACGACGAGAGUCCAUCUGAUACUCCACGAUCCCUUGAUAUCCUGAUCAACAACGCGGCACAAACCCUCACAGAUUCAAUCAAAGCAGAAGUGAGAGCCAUCUCUAGAGAAGACAAUCUCAAAGACGAUCAACAGGCCCAAGCCUUACUCGUGGAAUCCGAGAAUGGCAAAUAUACACCCCGAGUGAGAGGAGGACAGCAAGCAACCUGGAUCCCACGCAUCACAAGUAACAACCCACAGCAUCAAAUUGAAGAUGCCAUCGACACCCCACCUACAAACCGAGUAGCCACAAAGGGCCUCCGAACAACAAAUGAUGAAGAUGAGGAGCCCUCAAGAUCAUCCUGGGUACAGUUCCUCAACCAAAUUCCCUACGCGGAUCUGAUCAGCGCCCACUCUGUCAACGCAUUCGUGCCUCUAAUCCUCUGUCGUGAACUCCUCCCAGUGAUGGGAAUUCUACCCCCCAAAACGUCAAGCUGCUCCAGGCCCAUACCAGCGGGAUAUAUAAUAAACGUCUCUUCCCGCGAAGGGAUACUAGAAGAUACAACCAUAUCACAAAGCAAAGCCGGACACCACGUUCACACAAACAUGUCCAAAGCUGCGAUCAACAUGAUCACAGAGACAGAAGCACAGGCUGCAUGGAAGGAACGGCGUGUUGCUAUGAAUUCUGUCGAUCCGGGUUACAUGAGUGCUGCACCAGAGUGUGUGCCUGCCGAUGGAUGUCCGAUUGGGUUUGAGGAUGGUGCUGGGCGGGUUUUGUGGCCUGUUGCUGCUGGUGAGAUUGAAGGGGAGGUUGCUUGGGGACGGUUUUUGAAACAUUUUCGGGUUGGGGCUGCUAUUACUCGGAGGGGAUAG
Molecule: messenger RNA, 1734 nt
Organism: Penicillium antarcticum
Lineage: Eukaryota; Fungi; Ascomycota; Eurotiomycetes; Eurotiales; Aspergillaceae
Exons: 1
Coding region: 1-1734 (577 amino acids)
Source: RefSeq, a predicted model, not a curated record